Molecule: messenger RNA, 1029 nt
Organism: Grammomys surdaster
Lineage: Eukaryota; Metazoa; Chordata; Mammalia; Rodentia; Muridae
Product: cell cycle control protein 50C
Exons: 7
Coding region: 1-1029 (342 amino acids)
Biological process (GO): phospholipid translocation
Cellular component (GO): plasma membrane; Golgi apparatus; endoplasmic reticulum
Source: RefSeq, a predicted model, not a curated record
AUGGAGGUGAUACCCCAGUAUGACCUGUCCAGACUGCCAGAAAACACAGCACUGAAGCAGCAAACAUUGCCCACCCAGCAGCUAAAUCUAUCUGCCUCGGUGGUCCUCUCUAUCUUUUUCACCACAGGAGGAUUCUGCCUCUCUAUGGGCAUCAUCCUUCUGAUUUCUGCAAAGAGCACCAAGGAAAUUGAGAUAAAUUACACGAACACAUGUGCAAAUUGCGCUCAGCUACGGGAAAAUAGUUCUAAUUUUGACAAAGCAUGCAACUGUUCUCUUCCCUUUUAUCUUCCGGAGAAAAUGGAGGGUGAUGUUUAUAUGUACUACAAAUUGUAUGGUUUCUAUCAGAAUCUUUAUCGAUAUAUUUUAUCAAGAAGCAAUAUCCAAUUGGCCGGUAAGGAUAUUUGGGAUACUACGUACUGUUCUCCAUUCCAAGUGUCCUACAAUGAUACUCCCAUCAUUCCUUGUGGUGCAAUUGCCAACAGCAUAUUCAAUGAUACCAUAACUCUUUCAUACAGCGUGAAUUCGUCUACACAGAUAGAAGUCCCGAUGCUAAAGAGUGGGCUUACAUGGUGGACAGAUAAGUAUGUCAAAUUUCGGAAUCCGAGAUCCAGUAACUUUACUAGUACAUUUGCAGGAAGCACAAAGCCUCUGCACUGGGCCAAACCUAUCUACGAACUGGAUCUAGAUGACCCAGGAAACAAUGGCUUCAUCAAUGAGGACUUCAUUGUAUGGAUGCGGACGGCUGCCUUUCCCACUUUCAAAAAACUGUACCGCCGACUCAACCGCGUGGACUCCUUCGCUGAAGGCUUACCUGCUGGUAACUACAGUUUGAGCGUCUCCUACAAUUUUCCAGUAACCAUGUUCAAAGGAAAAAAGUCUGUUGUUCUUUCUACCCUGACAUGGAUCGGGGGAGGAGGCCUUUUCUUGGGGCUUACUUAUACAGUGACGGGGGCAUUGACGCUAUUGGCCUCUUUUAUCAUCUUGACGAUUCACUUGACAAUGAAAAGGAGUAAAUUGUGUUUCCAGUAG